Pelecanus crispus (Dalmatian pelican) is the source of this 1914-nucleotide messenger RNA. Lineage: Eukaryota; Metazoa; Chordata; Aves; Pelecaniformes; Pelecanidae. The record is from RefSeq and is a predicted model, not a curated record.
GGAAAAGAAAUGGAGCAAUUUCAGUAACUGUCCAGUCUAACAUCUUACUGAUAUCUUAAGGAAUCUUACAAAUACUUAUUUCAAAUUGAGAAAAUGACUGCAGAUGUCGAAGAAAGUUCAGGUUGUUGGAGAAGAAUACGUUUCGAAAAGUGGAACAUCCAAUAGUUAAUUUGGAAGUAGUAUAAAAUAAAUAUACCUGUUAUGGUGCGAUUCUGGAGUGGAGUUAACUCUGUAGCACACAGGUAGCUCUCCAAGGAGAAAAAAAAGAACUUUCUGUUUUUCUAAAUUAUGGAAAUUUUUUGGAAGACGUGGACAUGGAUUUUGAGUCUAGUCAUGGUUUCGUCGGAAUUUCACAGUGACAACAGGCUUUCAUAUAGUUCUCAAGAGGAAUUCCUGUCUUACCUUGAACACUACCAGCUAACAAUCCCAAUAAGAGUUGAUCAAAACGGAGCCUUCCUCAGCUUUACUGUGAAAAAUGCUAAACCCUCAAGAAGGAGGAGGAGCACAGACCCCUAUGACCAAGAACUGGCAGCAUCUAAAUUAUUUUUUAAACUUUCUGCCUAUGGCAAGCACUUUCAUUUAAACCUGACUCUCAACACAGAUUUGGUGUCCAGACAUUUUACAGUAGAAUACUGGGGGAAAGAUGGACCACAAUGGAAGCACGAUUUUUUAGACCACUGUCAUUACACAGGAUAUUUGCAAGACCAACACAGUACAACUAAAGUGGCCUUAAGCAACUGCAAUGGUCUGCAUGGAGUCAUUGCUACAGAAGAUGAAGAGUAUUUUAUUGAACCUUUAAGGAAUAUAACAGAAGAUUCUAGUAACUUUAAUUAUGAAAAUGGUCAUCCUCAUGUUAUAUACAAAAAAUCUACCAUGCACCAGCAACAUCUCUAUGAUCACAGUCACUGUGGAGUCUCAGAAGACCUCACAAGAAGCAGUAGACCUUGGUGGAUGAGUGAUGCCUCUGCUUUUCCAACUUCACUUCCAGUCAAUGACACAUUAAGUAGUCAUAGUCGACAGAAGAGAUCAGUAAGCCUUGAACGGUUUGUGGAAACGCUGGUAGUGGCAGACAAAAUGAUGGUGGGAUACCAUGGUCGCAAAGACAUUGAACACUACAUUUUGAGUGUAAUGAAUAUUGUUGCCAAACUUUAUCGUGAUUCCAGUCUAGGAAACGUUGUGAAUAUUAUAGUGACACGUUUAAUUGUCCUCACUGAAGAUCAGCCAAACUUGGAGAUAAACCACCAUGCAGACAAGUCCCUCGAUAGCUUCUGUAAGUGGCAGAAAUCCAUUCUCUCCCACCAAAGUGAUGGAAACACCAUUCCAGAAAAUGGGAUUGCCCACCAUGAUAAUGCGGUUCUUAUUACUAGAUAUGAUAUCUGCACUUACAAAAACAAGCCUUGUGGAACGCUGGGCUUGGCCUCUGUGGCUGGAAUGUGUGAGCCUGAAAGGAGCUGCAGCAUUAAUGAAGACAUUGGCCUAGGUUCAGCUUUUACCAUUGCACAUGAGAUUGGUCACAAUUUUGGUAUGAAUCAUGAUGGAAUUGGAAAUUCCUGUGGGACCAAAGGUCAUGAAGCAGCAAAACUAAUGGCAGCUCAUAUUACAGCAAACACCAACCCUUUCUCUUGGUCAGCCUGCAGUCGGGAUUACAUCACCAGUUUUUUAGAUUCGGGCCGUGGUACUUGCCUUGAUAAUGAGCCUCCCAAGCGUGACUUUCUUUAUCCAGCUGUGGCCCCAGGUCAGGUGUAUGAUGCUGAUGAACAGUGUCGCUUCCAGUAUGGAGCAACAUCCCGCCAAUGUAAAUAUGGGGAAGUGUGUAGAGAGCUCUGGUGCCUCAGCAAAAGUAACCGCUGUGUUACCAACAGCAUUCCAGCAGCUGAAGGUACUCUUUGCCAAACAGGGAGCAUUGAAAAAGGG